Messenger RNA from Solanum dulcamara, 1520 nucleotides. Its product is annotated as transcription factor MYB54. Gene Ontology annotation, molecular function: DNA-binding transcription factor activity, RNA polymerase II-specific; RNA polymerase II cis-regulatory region sequence-specific DNA binding. Gene Ontology annotation, biological process: regulation of DNA-templated transcription. Lineage: Eukaryota; Viridiplantae; Streptophyta; Magnoliopsida; Solanales; Solanaceae. The record is from RefSeq and is a predicted model, not a curated record. Gene Ontology annotation, cellular component: nucleus. The transcript is spliced from 3 exons. The coding region runs from base 270 to 1307 and encodes 345 amino acids.
UUGGUCCUUUUAAACGUUACAGCUCUUUUUCUUUUUGUUCCCUUGUGCUUUCAUUUCUCUACUCCUUUUUUUCUCUAAACAUCAACAAUGAAAAAUCACUCUUUUUCUUUUUUUGGUCUGAUUUUUUGACCAAAAUUUGAUCUUUUUUCAAAACAAUUUCUUACCCUUUUUUCCUUUUUCAAAGCAGAAAAAAACCCAUCUUGAAUCUUUAAUUUUGGUUCUAUAAAUCAACUUUUCUUAGUAUUAUAAAAAAAAGGUGUCUUGAACACAUGAAUGGUGGUGUUGGUUUUAGUGUUGUUCAAGAAAUAAACUUUUUAGUCCCUUGUGUUGAUAAAAAUCCUUGGAUAUUACAUCAAAUGGAAAAUAAGUUGAAGGAUGAAACAGAGGAAUUAGUAGAUUUAGUUGGGAUUAGGGAGAAUAAUAAUAGUAAUAAUAAUAAUAAUGGAGGUACAAAGUUAUGUGCUAGGGGUCAUUGGAGACCUCAUGAAGAUUCAAAGCUUAAAGAACUUGUUGCUCAAUAUGGUCCACAAAAUUGGAAUCUCAUUGCUGAUAAACUUGAAGGAAGAUCAGGGAAAAGCUGCAGAUUGAGAUGGUUUAAUCAACUAGAUCCAAGAAUCAACAGAAAAGCAUUCUCAGAGGAAGAAGAGGAAAGACUAUUAACAGCACACAAAAUGUAUGGCAACAAAUGGUCAAUGAUUGCAAGGCUAUUCCCAGGAAGGACAGACAAUGCAGUUAAGAAUCAUUGGCAUGUCAUAAUGGCAAGAAAACAUAGAGAACAAAACAGCGUGUAUAGAAGAAGAAAGACUUCAAAUUUGCAACAAACUAUUGCUCCUAAUAAUAAUGGUAUGAUCAUCCAAAGUGAUUCAACAAUUUCUAGCAACAACAACAACAACAUUGUUGAUGAUCUUCAAAGUGAUUCAACUUGCACUGAUCUUUCACUAACUCCCUCUUCUUCUAAAGCAAUAAUUCAUCCUUUUCUCAUGACAAGAUUUAAUCAUCAUCAUGUGGAACAUCAAGGAGUCCUUGAUUCGAACAAUGGCUUGUCACAAGAGGUGAAAAUGGGCUUGUAUGGAAAGGAGCCAAUUGCAAAUUUGACUAGUGCUACUAUAGAUGAUGAAGGUCAUUAUUAUCAUCAAUAUUAUGGAAGUGGAAGUUGUAUUAAUAAUAAUAAUAUGUCAGAUACAAAUUCAGAAAUUUCAGCAUCAGACUCAGUAGCCAACAACAGGACCAAUAUUGUCAAGAUUUAUGAAGAAGAAGAUGUAAAAACUGUGCCCUUCAUUGAUUUUCUUGGAGUUGGGGCCACUUGAAAAAUUAAAUACAAGUGGGAUUUUGAGGGUUUAUUUUACUAUUACAUAGUAUAUUAUUAUGGGGAAGUAACAAUUAAUAGAAGCUAAUUAAGAGUUUGUUUUGCCAACGGAGUAGGAUUAAUUAGUUUUGUGUAACUGCUUAUAACUGUCUCUAAUUCUCUAUUAAUAGAGUUAUUUUAAAUUACUGCAAGAGAAAAAAGUUGAUCUUAGUAG